Molecule: messenger RNA, 922 nt
Organism: Alternaria alternata
Lineage: Eukaryota; Fungi; Ascomycota; Dothideomycetes; Pleosporales; Pleosporaceae
Exons: 1
Coding region: 298-780 (160 amino acids)
Source: RefSeq, a predicted model, not a curated record
AGCUGCACCUAAGAACCAGGGUGCCGUUUGUCGAGUUUCAUGCGCCCCUAGUGUUCGGAUCAGACUGUGCCACUGUCUGGCACUCGAUAGGCUGUGCAGCACGCCCCGGGACAUGUCCCCUAGGCAUACGAAAGCUGUUAACCACCGGCUUGUAGAGUACUCGGCGUCGACGAAUCUGUUGUUUCACCGGCGCGUUGUGCAGGCGCUUGCAGGGCGGAGGCUUCCCCAGGCGUGGCCGCAGGCGUUGGAUUCGACGUGUCGCGGCGGGCAAAAGCAACGGGUUCCAGAUGGGCGUCAAUGGUAGCAGCAGCAGCCUUACCGGUGCACGCCCACUGCAAACAGCUGGCUAGUGUAAUUGCCGGCACGAGGUUGUUCCUGGGCGAGAUGGGACAUGACGUGCGAUCGAUCAGAGGGAACGCGUGCUCGGACGGCCUCAUUGGCCGCGCUCCCUUGCUCCUUCCUUGCAGGUGCGUUUGCGGUGGCAGCCAAGGAAGGUGCGCUGCAGCUGCCUCCAAGCCUGCCUACUUGCUCUUGUCCUGCCCGCUUUCCUCUCCGCGGUCGAGUAGCAGGCUAAGACGCUCCUCUUCCUGUCUUCUUGUUUCAGCGUCCUCUUCGCGUCUUUGCAUCUCUCCUGCCCCAACCCUCAAUUUAUCUGCUAUCAGAAGAAAACGCACACCGCCCUCCCGCUGCAGAUCCGGCAUUACUGUCGUCAGAGGUUACUUUUUAGCGCCCUUAAGCGAAUUGCUCCGCUGCCUCAUCGCAUCAGCACAGGUUAGAUAGCAGCCCACACCCCCUCAAAGGAGCUCCUUUCUCACAGAGUCACGUAGAAUUGCACCGCACAUGACAGGCAGCCUACUCCCUCCGACAAUUGCCAGCCCACACCUGGCCGCCGACUUCACCACCCACUUGGCCCUCGUCACCG